AUGAAAUCUUUCAUAACGGCUGCGAUAAUUUUUAACCCCAUGUUCUAUGUGGGGUUUUCUGUGGCUCACACAAGACCUUCUUACUGCAGAAUAUUAUGUUUGGACGCGUUGCUUCAAAUUCAUCUUUUCACCCUGCCUGGUUUCAGACUAUGUUGUAGAGUAGAGGAAUCUAAUGAGUGUUACCAGCAUCUCUGUAGACUUGUAAACAAAUAUCCGACAUCCGAGUGUCCCGGAAUCUGUCGAUUCACGGCGGCAGAAUACAAUAGAAUCGGCGCUAUAGGCCCUGAAGAGGAAGGCAGAAUGCCUUCUAAAAUUUGUUUGAACCUUGCUUGGAUUACAACUGCGACUCCAACUCCAACAACAACAGAAGCAACAAUGCGGUUGCGCGCGGCCCGCUCAAUCGCGUAUUUCAGAGACCUAGAUACGGAAUCCAACACUUGCGAAAGACUAUGCGAAAGAUUAUUCAAUAGAAUUGUUGACGAUUCCUCUUCUUGUACUCUAGCCAAUGACCGUAAAUGUUUUUUUAAAAGUUGUCGAUAUAUAAUUGGUGACGUCGCUGACCUAGAUGAUUAUGAGGAAUGUCCUUCUAUAUGUUAUUCUAUGUCAGAUGGAAUGCAUUAUCUUUAUCUACCUGUGCCAUUGACAAUGAAGGCAGUUAGAAACAUUUGCAACACCUUUGAUUUCCCAGAGAAUACUAGAAAGCCUCGAAGAACAACGGAAAGUACAACAGCAGUGACCUAUCCAAAAAAACAAGUUUUCGAUUGCACAGAGCUAUGUGAACACGUAUAUCCUGAAAUUCUUGAGCGUUAUAAGUACCUUUGUCCGGUUCGAGAAAAAAAACUCUAUUACUGUGUUCUCAGUUCUUGUAAGGAAGUUAUUAACCGAACAGUUAUGGACGAUGGCAGAGAUCCCAAGGAUGCUUGUCCCAAAAUGUGUUUGUCCAUGGCAACCGCAAUGCUUGGCCGCAACAUGGAUAGACGACUGUAUGGAAAAGAAGACAAUGGGCUAUCUAAGUACGCUCAAGCAAGAGACCACCUAAUAGCAGAGCUCAUUUUAACAGAUAUAUGCUUUUGCGGUGUGGAACAUGAUGUUAAUCACUGCUUUCUUCAUUUGAAAUGGAUGAGCAGGGAGAAAGUAAACCGAGAUGUUCUUGUUACUAGCCAAUUUCCUUUCUCGCUCUUUAAUGGAGUCUGA
This is a messenger RNA of Necator americanus (New World hookworm), 1194 nucleotides long. RefSeq lists its product as uncharacterized. The coding region runs from base 1 to 1194 and encodes 397 amino acids. The record is from RefSeq and is a predicted model, not a curated record. Lineage: Eukaryota; Metazoa; Nematoda; Chromadorea; Rhabditida; Ancylostomatidae. The transcript is spliced from 7 exons.